Dovyalis caffra is the source of this 306-nucleotide messenger RNA. The record is from the annotation of a GenBank genome assembly. Lineage: Eukaryota; Viridiplantae; Streptophyta; Magnoliopsida; Malpighiales; Salicaceae.
AUGGAGAGAGUCCAAAAGCUCUUUAUUGUGGCCCUUUUGCUUGCAGUGGCCAUAGCAAGCAAUAUUGGGAAUGCCCAAACCAUAUGCAAAAUGCCUGUUGCUGGCCUAAUGGCAUGCAAGCCUUCCGUGACUCCUCCUAAGCCAGCUGCACCCACAGCGGCCUGCUGCUCGGCACUUUCUCAUGCUGACAUAAGCUGCCUUUGCUCCUACAAGAAUUCCAACCUCCUCCCUUCCCUUGGAAUCGACCCAAACCUUGCCAUGCAGCUCCCUGGCAAGUGCAAGCUUCCUCACCCUGCCAACUGCUAG